Molecule: messenger RNA, 1515 nt
Organism: Trypanosoma rangeli
Lineage: Eukaryota; Euglenozoa; Kinetoplastea; Trypanosomatida; Trypanosomatidae
Product: putative protein kinase
Exons: 1
Coding region: 1-1515 (504 amino acids)
Biological process (GO): protein phosphorylation
Molecular function (GO): protein kinase activity; ATP binding
Source: RefSeq, a predicted model, not a curated record
AUGCAGCGCCUCGUGUGUGAAAGCUGCGGCGAGGGCGAUGCUGUGUUGGCAAGCUGUGCGGAGUGUGGACGCCGUCUCUGCCGUCUCUGCAUUAGCUGCGCAUCGCAGUGUGCUGAUUGUGCAGCAAAGGCUAAACGCACAAAUCUAACGUGUGACAUAUGUAGGAAUAAGGUGAAGGAGCUUUACUGGUGUGUCGUAUGCGACUCUAUGGUAUGCAGGGCGUGUAUCCAUCAGUCAUACAUGAAUCGGCCCACCACUGUUCUAUGCAGAGGAUGCCGGGCGUCGUCCCCGCUGGUGAUGGCGGCGAAAACGUGCGGCAGAUGUAAUGAAGUGGUAGUAGAUGAAACCACGCAGUAUUACUGCGAGUUGUGUGCUUGCCCGCUAUGUCGCAAUUGCCUUUAUGCUUCUUUUGAGUGUGGCGUGUUGAAGUGUCGGACGUGUUGUCCAUCCCCUCUUCGGCUAAUGAGCAACGACAGACAUAUUCGAAAGCUUUCAGUCGGCGGGUGGAAGUCCUUGAUAACCCCCAUUCUGCAAAAGGAGCCGGCAACAAGCGCAUUAACAGAAGUAACGGCAGUGGUGGCGUCCGCGAGGCCCUCCGCACCCGUAACAAGCACAGAGGCAGGAGUGGCGUUGUCAAAGUAUAGGCAGUUGAGCAAUCGGGAGAAGCUGGGUGAGGGGGGCCAGGGGGUUGUGUUUAAGUGCAAAACAUUGGACAAUGAGGAGGUUGUUUCAAAGGAGAUGACGUUUGACGAUGCGGAUCGGGCGGUUUUUGAGGCACGCCUCCUUCAAGCCGAAAGGAUACGAAAGCUUUCCCACAAGCAUCUAAUACAGUAUUUAGAUGUGAUUGGUUUGGAGAAUCCGUUUAAGAUUUGCGUUAUCAUGCCCUACUACUCCGAGGGUGACUUGUUUAAUUACAUCGGACGGCAGCGUGGACCAAUCGAGGAGCACAAGCUUUGUUCCAUUAUCCUCCAAAUAGCAUCGGCCUUGCACUACUUACAUUCCCAGAAACCACCUCUGGCACACUGUGACAUCAAACCCGAUAAUAUACUUCUCCUUAACCGCGAGGAACAAGUACUUCUUAUGGAUUUGGAUUUGUGUCAUUCCUGUGAGGCUCAGGUGAGCACGACGACACGAGUACUCCACGAGUGCAGAAGAAAUUCCCCGACGCUUGAGUAUCGUGCACCGGAGAUGGUGAACUCAUCGGGGUCCACAGAGUCUGAUAUUUUUAGUUUGGGUGUUGUCUCGUUUGUUUUGGCGACAUUGCCCGAGUUUGUCAUGCUCCGCAACGACAAGGGCAUUAUGACGGUGCUGAAUGACUCGGACUGGACCCCAGACUCCUUGGCAGGUGCUGUUCGGGCGGCAAUUCGACAACACACACGCGCCUACGCGGAGGAGUUGAUUGAUCUCAUUAUUAGGAUGCUGCAGCAUCGGCCAGCGUCUCGGCCCUCCGCGAUUGAAGUCAUGGUGAGGCUUACGCAAGCGAUGGAGAAUCUUCUUAUGCGUUGCGAUAAAUGA